UCCAAAUUGCAACAUUCGCCUUUAGAAUCAUUUUCCUGUACUCGAGGCCAUACUCAAACUUUCCUUCUUCUACGUUGCUCCGGCGAGCUCCUUCUCCGUACGCAAAUAUGGAAGCCACCACCGUCCAUUCAGACAGUCGCCCGACGAUAAUGGUCACCAACGACGACGGAAUCGAUGCACCCGGUCUUCGCUCUCUGGUUCGCGUCCUCGUCUCCUCCCAACUUUACAAUGUUCGAGUCUGUGCUCCUGAUUCGGAAAAGUCAGCUGUUAGCCAGUCUAUUACUUGGCUUCAUCCUGUUUCUGUCAAGAGAGUGGCAAUUGAAGGAACCACUUCUUAUGCUGUUUCUGGAACUCCGGCAGAUUGUUCUUCUUUGGGAGUAUCCAAAGCUCUCUUUCCUACAGUUCCUGACAUGGUAGUCAGUGGCAUAAAUAUGGGUAGCAACUGCGGUUAUCAUGUUGUGUAUUCUGGGACAGUUGCUGGUGCUCGGGAAGCGUUUUUUAAUGGCAUUCCUUCUAUUUCCUUAUCUUAUGAGUGGGUUGGAGGUAGGAGCAAUAUAGAAGACUAUACCCUAGCUGCUGAGGCUUGCUUGCCCAUAAUAAGUGCAAUGUUAGCUGAUGUCAAGGCUCAAAUUUUUCCACGAAAUUGUUUCUUGAAUAUUGAUUUUCCAACAGAUAUUGCUAAUCAUAGGGGUUAUAAGUUAACUAAGCAAGGCCGAUGCAUAUACACAAUGGGUUGGAGGAGAGUUACAUCCGACUCUCAAGGAGGUAAAAUGUUGUCAACUAUGACAAUGGAUCCAACAUCGCCAGUGGAAUGUAAAAUGUCAAAGGAAUCAUCUUCAUCUGAACUGUUUACGAGGCAGGUAAUAAGUGCACCGGUUGAUAAUGAAGAUACAGAUUACAAAUAUCUACUAGAAGGCUAUAUUACUGUCACUCCUCUUGCCGCCCUGUCUCGUGCAGAGACUGAGUGCGAAAACUUUUUGGAAGCAUGGUUGCCUGGUGUGGUUGCUCGGCCAUCACCAUCUGCUUUAUAAUUUCUUAAGGUUUCUGGGUUUAGGCGUUUUAUUAGAUGGUCAAAAUUUGAGCAGAGUCGUUUCUAGUUUAAUUUUCAUCGUGCAGAGAGCAGUUCUUCGUAUCAUGGAAAAUAUAAAUCCGGAUUGAAAAAUUGUUUAAAAGAAGAGUUGUGGAAGCCUUACUGUGAGUUGAUUCUAUUAAAAAUAUUACUCAAUGGGACAGAAACUUAAAGAAAUAGCCUUUCUUUCUAUCAUUACAUUUUUCAUUUCUAAUAAUGUUAUUAUAAUCGUUGUUUACUUCCA
Molecule: messenger RNA, 1313 nt
Organism: Cucumis melo (muskmelon)
Lineage: Eukaryota; Viridiplantae; Streptophyta; Magnoliopsida; Cucurbitales; Cucurbitaceae
Exons: 10
Coding region: 108-1031 (307 amino acids)
Cellular component (GO): cytosol
Molecular function (GO): nucleotidase activity
Source: RefSeq, a predicted model, not a curated record